This is a messenger RNA of Fraxinus pennsylvanica, 870 nucleotides long. NCBI's taxonomy places the organism in Eukaryota, Viridiplantae, Streptophyta, Magnoliopsida, Lamiales, Oleaceae. The record is from the annotation of a GenBank genome assembly.
AUGGUGGUUGUGGUGGUGGUGGUGUCGUUGCCCAGUUGUCACUUCAGCAGAGUGAAGCAGCGACGACGACGGUUGGUGCAGAACGCCACCAUUUCUGGCGAUGUAUAUAUUCAUCCAUCUGCAAAGGUUCAUCCAACAGCCAAGAUUGGUCCCAACAUUUCAAUUUCUGUCAAUGCUCGUAUAGGAGCUGGUGUGACUUGUGUGCCUCGUCAGUUGGGUGCGGUGAUGGUGGUGGAUUUUGCUGUAGCGGAUGUGGCUGUGGUGGUGCGGCUAAAUUCUUUGCUUAGAUUUGAUGCAAAGAAUGGGAAUUCAACUUCGUUUCGGCCUGAUGUAAAUGAGAGGGAUUUAAAGGGAGAAUCUGCCUUGUCCCUGGCUGUUAAAUUUGGAAAUGUUGAUUCUGUUCAGGUUUUGAUUGAAUCAGGUUCUACAAUAGACAACAAAAAUGACAGAUUUUUACACGAAACCGCAGCUUCAGGACAGGUCGAUUUAAUGGAAAUCUUGUGUUUAGGCUAUGUGGAUAUCGAUUUGAAUUCAGUAAAUUCUCAAAACCAAACAGCCCUUCACGUAGCAACAAUUCAUGGACAUGUUGAAGCACUUCAAUUUCUUCUUUCUAUAGGAAGUGAUCCCGAUAUUACUGAUUCUAAUGGAUGGACGCCGCUCCAUUUUAUUCGCCGCUGUCCGUACGACGCUCGUCGCGGUGGUGGUGGUGUUACUGUUGUUGUUGUGGUGGUGAUGUCGACGGUGGUGACGGCAUCACUGGUGGGUGCUGUUGGUGUUGUAGUGCUUUGGAGUAGCAAGAUGGGGUGUGGGUACUGUUGGUGUUGUAGUGGUGGUGGCGGUGAGACAUUAGUGAUGGUGAGAUGUUGCUGA